AGCGCAUCGGGGCGUUCAAAGUCCGCGGAGCCUUCCAUGCGAUCCAGCGAUUGAUUGAAGAGCAAGGCCUCGACGAGGUGAAGAGGAGAGGCGUCGUGACUCACAGCUCUGGUCCGUAUGCCUUUUAAACCAACAUCCUUCGAACCUUCUCCAGGAUUUGUGCUAACGUGUGCGAUUCGCUCGGGACAAUAGGCAACCACGCGCAAGCCCUCGCCCUCGCCGCAAAGACAUUCGACGUCCCCGCCCACAUCGUCAUGCCCACGAUAUCCACACCGUCCAAGAUCGCCGGCACCCAAGCUCAAGGCGCAAACGUUCAUUUCAGCGGCUCGACCUCGCAGGAGCGUGAGGCCGUCGUGGCCGAGGUCAUCAAAGCGACUGGCGCGACAUUGGUGCCGCCUUAUGACCACCCGGAUAUCAUCCUCGGACAGGGCACAAUGGCGUUGGAGCUGGAGACACAAGUCGAGCAAUUAAUAAAGCAGAACGAGAGCUUAUUUGUGCGCUCCAAGAAGAAGGGAUUGGAUGCGGUGAUAACGCCAUGUGGAGGAGGCGGCAUGCUGAGUGGAAAUGCGGUUGCGCUCCACGGUACUGGUAUUAAGGUUUUCGGUGCCGAACCUAGCUUUCAAGGUGGAGAUGACGCUAGGAGGGGUGUCGAAGCUGGGGAGCGCAUAACCUCCGUCAAGACACUCACAAUUGCGGAUGGGUUGCGAACGCCGCUUGGUGAUUGGACAUGGAAGAUCGUGUCGGAUAAAUCGCAUGUUGCUGGGUUGUAUGCCGUGACAGAGCAGAACAUCCGUGAUGCCAUGAGGUUAGUAUUAGAGAGGAUGAAGUGUUUUGUUGAGCCGAGUGCAGUCGUCGGACUCGCGACGAUAUUGUACAACGAAGAUUUCCGGAAAAUGGUUGAGCGUGAGGCUGGGGAUGAGGGAUGGAACAUCGGUGUCGUCUUCAGCGGAGGGAACACCACUAUCGAGGCCAUCACGAAGAUCUUUGCGCCCGUUGAUGAAGGCAAAGCGGAAAGGGAGGAGGGCGUAGUCGGUAGUGAUGGGGCGAAGGUCGCUGAAAAUGUAGCCGGAUAGUCUAUUUCCACCUCGAAACCCCAUAGAUAAUUACAAGCUCUCUUUGUGCAAAGCCUCAGUGUAUACACAGCAGGAGAGGUAGGUCUGCUGGCACUUCCUCGAAUGUACCUUCCAACCAUUCCGUGGGUUCGUGCAUCAUUACGCCCGUCCCUCAAACCCAUCCUCCAAAAUCUUUAUCAGAUCGUCC
This is a messenger RNA of Aaosphaeria arxii CBS 175.79, 1260 nucleotides long. RefSeq names its product tryptophan synthase beta subunit-like PLP-dependent enzyme. NCBI's taxonomy places the organism in Eukaryota, Fungi, Ascomycota, Dothideomycetes, Pleosporales. Gene Ontology annotation, molecular function: D-serine ammonia-lyase activity; pyridoxal phosphate binding; threonine racemase activity. The record is from RefSeq and is a predicted model, not a curated record. Bases 255 to 1073 code for a protein of 272 amino acids. The transcript has a single exon. Gene Ontology annotation, biological process: L-serine metabolic process; D-serine biosynthetic process; pyruvate biosynthetic process.